Scophthalmus maximus (turbot) is the source of this 1810-nucleotide messenger RNA. Its product is annotated as myeloid-associated differentiation marker homolog. Gene Ontology annotation, cellular component: membrane. Bases 105 to 941 code for a protein of 278 amino acids. NCBI's taxonomy places the organism in Eukaryota, Metazoa, Chordata, Actinopteri, Pleuronectiformes, Scophthalmidae. The transcript has a single exon. The record is from RefSeq and is a predicted model, not a curated record.
UAAGAAUAGAUCAGCAGCAGCAACGAGGACAGUUUAUCUUGAGCACAGGCGUGAGAGGACCCUACUUUUUGACCCAAAGCCCAGGAAGCCCUUACCUGAGCAUCAUGUUUGGCCCUUUCAAGAGCUGUCAGGGCAUCUUACGCCUCCUGGAAAUAAUCUUCAGCGCUUUGGCCCUCAUCAUGGUCAUCUUCAGAGACAGGAUGGUGAGUCCAUGGGGCGUGUGGUGCGAGUUCGUCUGGGUUUUCUGCAUCAUCGUGCCCCUGGUCCUGAUUGUGAUGGAGGCCAAGUCGUGGCACAUCCUCCUGGCGGCCUUCCUCCCCAACUGGGCCGACCUGUGCUGCGGGCUGACCAUGCUGUGUGCCGUGAUGAUCAGCUCGGCCUCGGUGAUCUUUGCGGUUGUCUUCGUCUGCGGCUCCUGCAUCGUCAGCAUCCUGUGUGUCAUCUUCUCCCUGGUGGCCACUGUCGUCUUCCUGGUUGACGCUGUAAGGCAAAAAAUGGCGUGUCCAAGCGGCUACCUGUCCCGCCUGAGAGGGCUCCUCCGCAUGUCAGAGGCUUUUAUAGCUUGUAUCAUCCUCACUGCUGCCACUGACUACUUUGUUGUCUACGCGCGGUCCUCCUUUGGGAUGAUAUGCAGCAUCAUCGUGUUCGCUGUUUGCCUCCUGGUCACCGUGGUCAUCAUAGUUGUCCAUCUGCUCAAGCUGCUGCAAGCUCUCCUCCCAUUCGGCCUCAGUAUGAUGGAGUUUGUGUUCAACAUUGUGGCAGUGCUGUUGUACCUGCUCGCCAUCACUCUCUGGAUUGUCUUUGGUUACAAACGGUACAGGUACAAUUCCUACGGCUGUGAGUAUUGCUCUUAUGCCGACUAUAUCACUGUUGUCGUUGGAGCGAUUGUCAACCUUGUCCUGUACAUUGUCGACCUGGUUUUAUCCUUUAAAUCCCGCUAGAAGAAUAAACAUGACAUGCAUUGAGAGAUAACUGGAAAGGAGCUGUGUAUGUGUAGCAACUGUACGUUAUGUAAUAAAGAAUGCAAAGUAAUAAUUCAUCUAGAGCCCGAAUUUAAAGGGGCCAUAUUAUGCUCCAGGCAUAUAUGGCCCAAUGUGGGCCCUUUAAGUGAAAUACUUUUUUUUCCUCUUUAAUCUUCAAAAAAAUAGCAUGAAGUCUUGCAUUGCAGUGAACAAUGACAGGGUAAGAGUGACAGCAUUAUGUCACAUUGUCAAUUGCAGCUAAAAGUGCAUAUUUCAUUCGAACAGGUAAUGAACAGAUAAAUCUAACCUCAUGUCGGAAGAUGUUGUAAAUCGUUUUCCCCCUGAAUCAUUUAUCAGGUCCAACAGGAUUGAACACAUCUCGCCACUUUAAAAAUCAUUUCAUUGGCUACCACUUUGUUUUAGUACAGAUUUUAAUAUUUUAAUGAUUCCUUAAAAGGCUCGCAGGGGGUUCCAGAAUACAUUUGACCAGAGUCCCUGUGAGCCUGUAUGAAAGCUGGGCACCUCUCGUAGGUCAUUCCUGGCAAUUCCUCGAUUUAACCUUAAAACUAAACCUGUCCAGGUCUUUUCUGUUCGGGCCCCGCAGUCGUGCAAUAUCCUGCCAGAGGAGAGCAGGGAAGCAAACACUUUUUAAAACCCACUAUUUUGGACUAAAUUUUAUUUAUUCCACUGCUUGUUUUGUUUAUUUAUUUAUUUAUUAAUUUUACUGUUUGUUUUAAUCUUUGUUGCUUGUCUUCUUAAUUUUAUGUAACAUGCUUUGUAAUUCUUUUGAAAAAGCAUUAUAUAAAUAAAGGUAUUGUUAUCAUUAUUAAAUGAUGUACCCUUCUGUA